AUGUCCCAACGACCGUUCAAACUUCUCCGCCUUCCUACCCUGCCUCUUCAAAAUGUUCUUCAAUUUUUAAAUCCAAUCGAGCUAUUCGAAUUAUCUCAAUGCUCCCAAAAAACGAGAUUCAAUAUACCUCUUGCCGGUACGAAAAAGUUCCAUUGUCGCAUCAAUGUUUCAAAUGGAAUCAUUAAUAUUAACGAUUACGUGUUUUGUGUAAAACGUCAACAUUGUAAAACGGGAUCCAAGUUACGAGGAAACCGAAAUUUUAUGGGAAUCAUUGCAGAUGUUGCACAUGAAUUGGAACACGAGAUAAUCAGUUUUUGGAAUAACAUAGAUAUCGGAUUGAAGAAUGUACUGUUUCACGUCACAAAAGUUUUUGACUGCACCAUUAAGUCGUUCGAAUCGCUGUGGACAAUACCAGCAGCGAUCUUCAAUUCAAUUAUUGAUUCUAUAAUCACCCGUCAGUCGGAAAUUGGAAAAUUAGCGAUUGAAGCUCAUUCAUUGACUGAUGAAGAUGCUAUUCCAUAUAACACCAAAUCAGUUUUGAUUUGGCACUCGUAUUGGAUUACUCCAACUCAUUUAAGUGUAAUGAAGAAGUGUACAGUCAUUACCCUUAAACAGUCUACUCUAACUGACGACGAUAUGAAGUGGUUCUUGGAAAGCUGGAAACUAGGAGAAUAUCCAAACCUUGAGUACUUAUCAAUCAAGAGUAACUCACUUAGCAGUAACUUUACGGCAUUCGGACUGCCAUCUCUUCAGAAUCCUGUCGAUCCAAAUGUCUUCUCGAAGGAAAUUCUCGGUGAAAACAGAACAAUAUAUAGAACAAUCGACAUCCAACGAGACGAUGGAGUCGUUGCCAAAAUUCACUUCGACGGCAAAGACGGCACUGUUGAGCUUCUCGUUUGGUAA
Molecule: messenger RNA, 903 nt
Organism: Caenorhabditis remanei
Lineage: Eukaryota; Metazoa; Nematoda; Chromadorea; Rhabditida; Rhabditidae
Exons: 4
Coding region: 1-903 (300 amino acids)
Biological process (GO): embryo development
Molecular function (GO): protein binding
Source: RefSeq, a predicted model, not a curated record